AUGCCUAAAGAUUCUUCCGGUCGCUGUCCUCCUUGGCCGCCAGAAAACGGCAUUUCAAUCGCUCUGAAGAUAUAUGAGGGCAAGAUGGCCCGUUCCAUGUUAGGAGGUGAAGAAGCAUGCUUGCUACUUUACUUCUUCAUCACGUUUGAUGAUCAAGGGGUGAAGCCCUUAAAAACUCAAAAAUGGGUCAACAAUAAAACGGACGGAAAAAACGCAAACCUCUCUCCUUCCCUUUCAAUUAUCGAUGGCCAUAUCAGAAGCUCUGAUGGAGCAUUCUUCGUCGCCGCCGCCGCCUCCUCCUCCAAUUACGCUGAGAUAGAGGCACUUUUGCUGCCGCCUCCACCCCUCCAUGCCCCACUCCCUGCCUUUUUCACAACUCAAGUUGAAAUUUUGGGGUUCCAAUUAGUUUCUAUUAGUCUUUUUCCUUCCCCUCUUUGUGAACAAAAGAAUUGCUCCGCUACCUGCGGCCAUGGCGAAUUUUCGGAUGCAAAAGUAAAUUGCAGUACUAGGGAACAAGUUUUCUUGGAUGGAGAUGCGUCGCAAUCAACUUUUUAUUCUGAGAAGACAAAUGCUGCUAUCCAACUAUCUGCAACGGGGAACAAAGAAGCUAGGAACAACCAAAUGACCCUUACUUGGAUGAAGUUGAUGCUGAGAUGCGAAGAGUACAACAUGAGGUUGAUGAUGAAGAUGAAAUGGAAGAUGAAGAUGAGGAAAAUGGAAUGGAAGAUGAUGGUCCAAAUAAUGAUGGUGGUGUAAAUGCUGUUAAUGAGAAUCGAAUUCGAACAGUACAACCAACUAGUGAGUGGACACAAUUUAGGAAUGCUUUAGCACGAGCAAUUUAUU
Messenger RNA from Coffea arabica (coffee), 843 nucleotides. The record is from RefSeq and is a predicted model, not a curated record. Lineage: Eukaryota; Viridiplantae; Streptophyta; Magnoliopsida; Gentianales; Rubiaceae.